Molecule: messenger RNA, 2799 nt
Organism: Orbicella faveolata
Lineage: Eukaryota; Metazoa; Cnidaria; Anthozoa; Scleractinia; Merulinidae
Source: RefSeq, a predicted model, not a curated record
GACAGUGAAAAGAGAAUGAAGCGCUUCCGUGCUUCCGUGCACAACGAAGGCUCAGAAGGUUUAUCGAGGUUCUUCUCGCUUUCAUGUUCAGUCUUACUUCGAGAUGAGUUCCACGUUAAACAGAAUACCGAUCGUGGAUUUCGGUGCGUUAAGCCUCGACCACGACCAAACACCAGGGGAAAAUGAACCAAACGUGAAAGAGCUUGCGAAGCAGAUGUUUGAUGCUUUUAGUACUGUUGGUUUUGUAUACAUAACCAACCAUGGAAUGACCGUGAAAACGAUUGAUUCUGCAUUCUAUGCAGCAGACCAAUUCUUUCAGUUGAGCUAUGAUGUAAAAGAUAAAUAUUCCAAGACUGCAGGGGAAAAUCCUAAUGGAUGGGAUGCAAUAGAAAGAGAAAGUCCAAAUCCAGAGAGAGCAGGCGAUCUGAAGGAAAGUUAUGACUCAAGAGACUUCUUUGAAGAUGACUAUUUGUGGCCAACAGCAGAAGUUCCACAGUUCAAGGAUUUGUUGAUGAAUUUUCAGAGAGAAGCGCAUCGACUGAGUUUAAGGGUGCUCUAUGCUAUCGCCAUAGGACUGAAUCUGGAUCCCCACACCUUUGAUUACGCUUUUCAAAACACUGGCACUCGCAAAGGUGGAACUCAAAUGCGAUUCAAUUACUAUCCUCAACUAGAAGACACUAAACAAGUAAAACCAGGCCAGCUACGGUGCGGAGAACACACUGACUACGGUGCUUUAACACUGCUGUUUCAGGAUCAAUGUGGUGGCUUAGAGGUUUUGUCACCAGAGGGAGAGUACAUGCCAGCAACACCCAUAGAAGGUUCCAUUAUCGUGAAUAUCGCUGACAUAAUGCAGAGGUGGACCUCAGACAAGCUGAUUUCUGCGCGCCAUCGAGUUGUGGUAUCCGAGAAAGAGAUCACUUACCUGAAGCCUCGCCGUUCAAUUGCUUACUUCCUUCGGGCAGACCAAGAUGCCUUGAUUGAGUGCUUGGACGGGUCAGCCAAAUACCCUCCUAUUACAGGCGGACAGCACGUGUGGAUGAAAUUGCAUUCUACGUACAACUUUUAAAAUCGUGCAAGAAGCAGAUUUCAGGAUGCAAGACAGUUAGAAUACAGUUAAUAGCUACGCUAUAGAUUUUUCUUAGCAUUAUGCAGUUUCUAGCGUGAGCUAUGUUGCCUUUUGAAGAACUAACGCUGGAAACUUGUUUUCUACAAAAUUGCGACAUUAUUGAACCCUAUUGCAAGAUUUUGAGUAGUGGUAUGUACUGUACAGUGCAGCAGUGUUGCACGAAAGUAUCCGAGCGAGUGCAACGUUCAACAUCCAAAACUCGCACGAAAAAAGUCGAUCAAUUUUUUUUUUCGAACUUAAUCCAACAUCAUCAACACGUUGUUGCAGAGUGACCAAACCUUUAAUUACAAUGUUGUAAUAUGCUGUGUUGAAAGGUUGCGUGCCUUCGGCCGGGCCUUUAGGUUAGCCACAGUAGUAACCCGCUAGGUAUUAGCCAAAGGCCUGAGUUUUUUUUAUGAAGGACUACGACCUCUGAUAGGGGAAUUUCCUGCUACAGGAAAGCUAGCACUCGUCUUUCGUGCUGCUUAUUCGAUUGUUAUCGUGAGCUUCGCCUUUGAGUCGUCUCUGUUAUCUGCUCCUGAGUUUUCGAGGGUGGUGGAACUGUCAUGAUCUUCGCUACGUCCAUACUGAACGUGCACGUGCACGUUAACGUCUGCCAACUCAGGUUUUAUGCUUUUAGGGUUUUCGGCCACACUCAAACGACAUCAAAAUUUCGCUUUCUAGAGUGGAAUACAUUUGUAAUACAUUUUAUGUAUCUUGGAAUACAUUUUAUGUAUCUUAUUAGUACACGACCCCACAAGCUUGUUAGCUUUGACGUCUUUUAUCGUGUAUAAAUAAAGGUUGUAUAUAUGUAAACGUGACGACAGUAUGAAAGAAAGGACAGUAAAUGCUGAGUUCGCUUCAGUAAAAUUAACGCCUGCCCAGCGUCUGUCAGUGUCGUUUCCAAGCAUCCUAGUGUGCUUGAUCUUUGGGUGUUGACGAUACCAUUUAUCGUCGCCUUUUUGACAAGCGUAAAAGAUCUGCCAAACGAUCUCUGCACGUCUGCGUGGGAAUGAGAUAGAAUGCAUUUAUAGACGUAAACGUAUACUUGUGGGUAUACAGCUACUUCUUACGAUGAUAAAAAACAGUUCAUCUUUAGAUCGUGAAGAUGCCUUUUCUUUCCUUUCUUUAAAGUCCUUGUAUCAUUUGUUCAUCGCCCGCAAAUGACUGUUUUUCUUCAAAAGGAUAAGGUAGUGACAGCUAACUAACUUUUUAAUUCCAUUUAAUAAUUUUAAAAGUGUUCAUUUUAGAUUGGCUUGUCUCUUGUUUGUCAAUUAUUUUGUAUUCUUGUGCGCAUGUCCGGUGCGAAUGAAAGUUUUAGUUGACAAUUGUUCACCGAAAUGGAGGUAAAUAUCCACCACUUUCACCGACACUGAGGUGAAUAAUUGUUGCAUCAGUGUAUACCACAAAAGCAGAGUAAGUAACGGACCAAAUAACCUGACAAUAAGCCAUUUUGGUUUUCUUCGGCUGCUCGGAAGGGAAUAGACCGGAAUAGUACUUCGCUAAUCACCUUCUGUUCCAAGUUAACCAAUCAGAACGUGUUAAAAACACUAUUCAUGACCUGAGUGGUACAUACUAAUUUUUGUAGGUAGUUCAAAGAAAAGUUCUCGUGCAGCGCCCUUGUGAUACCCAACUUGUCAAAAGGGUUUUAUCUGAGACCAUAAAAUAAAGCUCAGUUUGGUUUCUUGCGCUUA